GAUGUGGACGGGAACGGGAAAGCUGUUGCUUUUGCAUUUGCUGCUAAUGGAGCUAUACAUCACUGAAGGGACUAAUACAGAAUGUGAAACUGGCCAAUUUAUGUGUACAAAUGGAAGGUGCAUCCCUACUCCUUGGAGAUGUGACGACGACGAUGAUUGCUCUGAUAACAGCGAUGAGGAAAAUUGCCCUAGGAAGACGUGUGCCACGACUGAUUUCGCCUGUAAGAAUGGGCAGUGUGUGCCUGCUCGAUGGAGGUGCGAUGGGGAGCCCGAGUGUCCCGACGGCUCAGAUGAAGCUGAAGCCACCUGCAGUCGGCAGACGUGUCCUCCUGAGAAGUUUGACUGCGGUGGCUCUAGCAAUAAGUGUGUGUCCCUCUCGUGGCGCUGUGACGGGGAGCGGGACUGUGAGAAUGGGGCAGACGAGGAGGAGUGUGCUGCAGACGCCAAGGCCUGCCCGGCCAAGGAGUUCCAGUGCCGCAACAGGAAGUGCGUGGCGCCCACCUUCGUGUGCGACGGAGAUGACGACUGCGGCGACAACAGUGACGAGGAGUCGUGCGCCGGGACGGCCGCCGGGGACGGCAAGGGCGGACCAGGAGGAGGCGGAGCCAGCGACGGCGGCGAUGGCGGCGGCAAGUCCACGCGCACCUGCGGCCCGCACGAGUUCCGCUGCAACGACUCGGAGUGUAUCCCCGGGCUGUGGAGCUGCGACGGGGACCCCGACUGCGGGGACAAGUCAGACGAGCUGCCAGAGCGCUGCAGCCGGCGCACGGAGCCCCAGAAGCCGCGAUGCGCCUCGGCCGCCGAGUUCCAGUGCGCCAACGGAGACUGCGUGCACCUGAGCUGGAGGUGCGACGGCGACGCGGACUGCAGGGACAAGUCAGACGAGGCCAACUGUCCUUUGCUGACCUGCAGGCCGGAUGAGUUCCAGUGUGGCGAUGGCUCCUGCAUCCACGGGACCAAGCAGUGCAACCGCGUCCACGACUGCCCAGACUACAGCGACGAGGCUGGAUGUGUUAACGCUACCAAGUGUGACGGCCCGCACAAGUUCCUUUGCAAGACGGGAGAGUGCAUCGACAGCAGCAAGGUGUGCGACUCUGUCAAAGACUGCAAGGACUGGUCAGACGAGCCCAUGAAACAGUGUGGCCUGAACGAGUGCGCUGACAACAACGGUGGCUGCUCCCACAUCUGCAGGGACAAGCGCAUCGGCUACGAGUGUGACUGCCCCUCUGGCUACAAGCUGAUGGACAAGAAGACAUGUGGAGACAUAGAUGAAUGUGAGAACCCCGAAGCCUGCAGUCAGAUCUGCAUCAACCUCAAAGGCGACUUCAAGUGCGAGUGCUACGAAGGCUACGAGAUGGACCCCGUCUCCAAGACCUGCAAAGCCGUCGGCAAGAGCCCGUACCUGCUGUUCACCAAUCGGCAUGAGAUCCGGCGUAUUGACCUGAUCAGGAAGGACUACAGCCAGGUGGUGCCCACCCUGAAGAACGCUGUGGCCCUGGACGUGGACGUCACCACCAACAAGAUGUACUGGUGUGACCUCUACCACCGCAAGAUCUACAGUGCCUACAUCAACAAGGCCAGCAACGCCUCGCAGCAGGUGACGCUGAUCGACACGGCCCUCCACUCCCCAGAGGGGCUGGCCGUGGACUGGGUCCACAAGAACAUCUACUGGACCGACUCCGGAGACAAGACCAUCUCCGUGGCCACCCUCGACGGCAAGAAGAGACGGGUCCUGAUCAACACAGACCUGGGAGAGCCCAGGGCCAUUGCUGUGGACCCCAGACAAGGGUUUAUGUUCUGGUCAGACUGGGGCACGAACGCUAAGAUUGAGAAGGCCGGCAUGAACGGCGUGGACCGGCAGGUUCUGGUCUCGGAGAGAAUCGAGUGGCCCAACGGCAUAACUCUUGAUCUGUCCAGCAGGAGGCUGUACUGGGUGGACUCCAAGCUGCACCUCAUCUCCAGUGUGGACUUCAAUGGGAACAACCGCCGGGUGCUCAUCUCCUCCACUGACCACCUGGGACAUCCCUGUGCCCUCACCGUGUUUGAGGAUCACGUGUACUGGACGGACCUGGAGGAAGAGGCCAUCUACAGUGCUAACCGGCACACGGGGCGCGACGUGACCAAGCUGGCCCAGCAUCUCAACAACCCUCUGGACGUGGUGGUCUUCCAUGAGCUCAGGCAGCCCAAAGUGCCGGACAGCUGUAGCAUGGGCAGUCUGCCCAACGGAGGGUGUGAGUACCUGUGCCUGAAGGCUCCUCAGAUCACCGACCACUCGCCCAAGUACACCUGUGCCUGCCCCGACAACAUGGAGCUGGGGCCGGACAUGCGCCGCUGCGUCACAGUAGCCAGACCCAAAACGACAACCACAGCAGCUCCCACCAUCACCCCAACCACUUCCUCCAGCACCACCACCACCACCAGCAUCCCAGUAACAACAGAGACCUCCACCACCACUACCACUACUACCACCACAACACCAUCCACAACCACAUCCACACCCACAACCACAACCAGAGCCAGCACGUCCACCACCAGAUCAACCACAGCCUCCACAACGAGCCCCUGGACCUUUCAACAGGCAUCUACCUCCACCAGCUCUGCCCCCAGCAGCACCAAGAGCCAAGUCCACACAAGCACCACCACCACCAUCAUCACCAGCACCACCAGCAUUCAGAGGGUCAAUGCCAACCUCUCGCAUCGAGCUGGGAACGAGCAUUACCUUUUAGGCAGCAACAUCACGGUGGCGGUGCUUGGUAUCGUCAUUCCCAUAGUUCCUAUCCUUGCCACAGUGGUCAUCGGCCUGCUCUGCACCGCCGGCUACCUGGUCUGGCGCAACUGGCGGCGGCGCAACACCAAGAGCAUGAACUUCGACAACCCGGUGUACCGCAAGACCACCGAGGACGACGACGACGAGAUCCACAUCGGCCGGACCGAGCAGAUCGGACACGUCUACCCCCCACGCGUGGCGCUCAGUCUGGAGGACGACGGAUUCCCCUGA
Molecule: messenger RNA, 2998 nt
Organism: Engraulis encrasicolus (European anchovy)
Lineage: Eukaryota; Metazoa; Chordata; Actinopteri; Clupeiformes; Engraulidae
Gene: lrp8
Product: low density lipoprotein receptor-related protein 8, apolipoprotein e receptor
Exons: 19
Coding region: 2-2998 (998 amino acids)
Biological process (GO): receptor-mediated endocytosis
Cellular component (GO): plasma membrane; signaling receptor complex; apical plasma membrane
Molecular function (GO): calcium ion binding; hormone binding; protein binding
Source: RefSeq, a predicted model, not a curated record